AUGGCUCCAUUACAAGUUCAUUUUCAAGUUGAUACAGUGGACCUGAACAAGCUGAAAGACGAUGAGAAAGACCUGCAACAUCAAAAACUAGCCACCAUUGCUCAGUGUAAAAAUGAAAUAUACCAACAAUUAGAAAGAAUUAAUACGUCUUUUUCUUGUACAUGUACACCCAGUAAAGUGGCCAGUUUGUCAGAUUACACUUCAAGUGAAGGUACCAAAGAUGAUGAAGGACAGUCUUUUUUUGCUGGAGGAUCAGAACACAGUGGUCAACUGAUAUCUGGUCCUCCAAGGAAAAAGAAAGAUUUAGCAAAGGACGUGUUUGAUGCAGCUAAAAAACAAGGAGCUGUUCCUGUUGAAGACAUGGAGAAGUUGAGAGAGAAUGAUCGUAAAUUCACAGGAACAGGGUUUAGGUUAGGCGAUACAGAAGGACCCAGUGAUUAUGUUCCUGGUAUAAGAGUGACUAUUGGUAAAGAAAAGGUCACUAAGAAACUUGUGUUUUGGAGGAAUGGUUUCACUGUUGAUGAUGGACCAUUAAGGACUGGUCAGACUCCUCAAGAUAGACAAUUUUUAGAAUCUGUCAGUAAAGGGUGUAUUACACCAAAUUUGAUUGAUGCAUCAGUUCCUCCAGUAGCUGCUUCAUCCUCUACUGGUACUUCCUCUAUGGUUGUUGUUGAUCAUACAAAACCAGUUACUUCUGUACAAAUACGAUUAGCAGAUGGACAAAGAUUAGUUGGCAAAUUCAAUCACACUCACACUGUUGCUGAUAUCAGGCAGUUCAUUACAGAUUCACAUCCUGAAAUGAAGAAUAAAAAUUUUGUUCUCCUCACAACAUUUCCUAAUAGAACACUAAGUGAAGUCUCACUCUCUCUAGCUGAAGCAAAUCUACUUAAUGCUGUUGUGGUCCAAAGGUUCACUUAAUUAUAAACUAUUACUCAACUUUAAACUUAUUAUUAUUACCAUUAUUAUUAAAACAAAGUUAAUUUCUAAUGUUCUUGAUUAAGUGUUGCAGUUAGUAGUUUUUUCCUAA
Messenger RNA from Amphimedon queenslandica, 1027 nucleotides. Its product is annotated as NSFL1 cofactor p47-like. Gene Ontology annotation, biological process: Golgi organization; proteasome-mediated ubiquitin-dependent protein catabolic process; nuclear membrane reassembly. Bases 1 to 918 code for a protein of 305 amino acids. Gene Ontology annotation, cellular component: cytosol; nucleus. The transcript has 8 exons. The record is from RefSeq and is a predicted model, not a curated record. Gene Ontology annotation, molecular function: ubiquitin binding. Lineage: Eukaryota; Metazoa; Porifera; Demospongiae; Haplosclerida; Niphatidae.